AUGUCCACUUUAAGUGAUUCUGGUUUUGAAGAGGACCUCCAGAGCCCUUCUCCAUCCCAGCAGCACGUCGCAGCUCCAUGGUCAGGACACGGACUGGCAGCUGAGGACCUGCACAGCCAGCACGAUGAGAGCUGCUUCAUCAUUCAGACCAACAAGCAGGAGGACUUUCUGCCUCUGGACUGUUUGGCUCGCCAGCCACAGAUAACCGCCGAGGCACGCUGUAAACUGGUGAGCUGGCUCCUAGCCGUUUAUAAACACUUCAAGCUGUCGUUUGAGUCCUGCUGCUUGGCCGUCAACAUCAUGGACCGAUUUUUGGUCACAACGUCAGUGGCAGCAGAUUGCUUCCAGUUACUCGGCGUGACGUCUUUACUGAUCGCAACCAAACAUGUUGAAGUUUGCUCCCCGCGCAUUAAGCAGCUGCUCUCACUGUGCUGUGAUGCUUUCUCCAGAGAGCAGCUCUGCAAUCUCGAGUGCCUCAUUCUCCUCAGACUCAACUUUCGCCUGGCUGCACCAACCCUCGCUUUCUUUCUUGAUUACUUCAUCAGUCAGGAGUUUUCCAGAUAUGCAACUGGAACGGAGGAAAAAAUCCCAGACGAAGGAAACAACCACAGGAGCUGGAAAGCCACUGAAGAGCAGCUCUUCACUGUGAAGAGGUAUAAAUGUUUAGCUUGCAAAGUGUGUGAGCUGAGUAUGGCAGACUACGCUUUCAACAAGUACCAGCCAUCUGUGCUUGUACAAAGUGCUUUAAAUCUAACAAAGGACCUAUUAAGGAGACAAUUAAAAGAGUCCUCAGUCAAACACACCAGCUCAUCAGAGAUGUUAGACUUUCUCUGUGUUGUAGAUAACAACCCACAGGGCUUGGACAAUCAUACUUUAAUCCAGCAAUGCACACAAGAGCUGAAAUUAUUAGUGUCUCUCAAUCAGGAGUCAGUUCAGGACUUAAUAACACUCUGA
This is a messenger RNA of Neoarius graeffei (lesser salmon catfish), 954 nucleotides long. RefSeq names its product cyclin-O protein B. NCBI's taxonomy places the organism in Eukaryota, Metazoa, Chordata, Actinopteri, Siluriformes, Ariidae. The transcript has 3 exons. Gene Ontology annotation, biological process: regulation of cyclin-dependent protein serine/threonine kinase activity; mitotic cell cycle phase transition. The record is from RefSeq and is a predicted model, not a curated record. The coding region runs from base 1 to 954 and encodes 317 amino acids. Gene Ontology annotation, cellular component: nucleus; cytoplasm; centrosome. Gene Ontology annotation, molecular function: cyclin-dependent protein serine/threonine kinase regulator activity.